Molecule: messenger RNA, 663 nt
Organism: Cylicostephanus goldi
Lineage: Eukaryota; Metazoa; Nematoda; Chromadorea; Rhabditida; Strongylidae
Source: the annotation of a GenBank genome assembly
AUGACACCCGAACACCGAGAUUUCAUACUUUAUAAUCAUAAUCGCUUGAGAAGCAAGCUAGCGCGGGGACGUCAACAGAACAAAGAAGGAUUGGGGUUUAUGCCUCCCGGAAAAAACAUUUAUCUGCUGAAAUGGGAUUGCGAAUUAGAAAAAAUGGCUCGUAUAUGGGCACAUGAUUGCCCUAGUGUCACUACACCGUAUGAAAAAACAAGAAAUAUUCCUUUAGGAUUACAACUCGUGAAGCGAAUUCGAGUAUCCAUUCGAGGAGACAACGUUACAAAACACAUAGACGAUGCGAUGCGGUUAUGGUGGCUGGAGUAUAAACGAAAUGGGAACAUCGAUAGCAAAAAUCGCUAUUCUAAUCAGCAAAAAUACUUUGGAUGGGCGAACAUGGCAAAAGGUAUGACAACACGAAUUGGAUGCUCUUACACGCUUUGCGAUUCUUUUCGAGCUAUUUUCACUUGUGUCUACAACACAAAGGUCAAUAUCGAGAACCGUAUCAUCUACGAGCCAGGUCCCGCAUGCAAACGAGAUGAAGACUGUACUACAUUUCCUGAGUCUAGAUGCAUAGCAUCUUUGGGCCUGUGCCAAGCUCCGGAAAUUCCCAAAGGUGAAAGAAAAGUUCUGCAGCGCUUUCAAAAAGGGAAGGGACUUGAAUUCUAG